UAUACUCUCCUUAUGAAACCCAACGGAUAUUCGCAACCCUACCCUCCGAAUAUUCUCCGCUUCCCGUUAUAUUCUCCCCUUCUCCCUCACCUGCUUCCCCUCCCCACUCUCACACAUACCCCCUCCAUUUGCUCUUUUUGCCUCGCUUUCUUUCUCAUUUUCUGACCAACCAAACAGCCCCCUUAGAUAAAAAAAACAAAGUGUUUUGCCAUGAAAUUUGGAAAGAGCCUCAGUAACCAGAUCGAGGAGACUUUGCCUGAAUGGCGGGACAAGUUUCUUUCUUACAAGGAGCUUAAAAAAAAACUGAAGCUUAUUGAGCCGAAGUCCGGUGAGAGGCCGAAUAAACGGCCUAGAUUGGAUGAAAAUCUUGGUGAUGUUGUCGAUGCCGGAGAUAAGGUCGGUGAAGGCAUGUCGAGAGAGGAGAGCGAUUUCAUUAAGCUUUUGGAAGAUGAGCUCGAGAAAUUCAACACGUUUUUUGUUGAGAAAGAGGAAGAAUACAUCAUUAGAUUGAAGGAAUUACAAGACAGUGUGGCGGAGGCGAAGGCUUCUAAUGAAGAGUUGACCAACAUUAGGAAAGAGAUAGUGGACUUCCAUGGAGAGAUGGUUUUGUUAGAGAAUUAUAGCGCCCUUAACUACACAGGAUUGGUGAAAAUACUGAAGAAGUAUGACAAAAGAACUGGGGCUUUGAUCCGUUUGCCUUUCAUCCAAAGGGUCUUGCAACAGCCCUUUUUCACUACAGACUUGCUUUAUAAGCUUGUAAAGGAGUGUGAGGCAAUGCUAGAUCGUCUCUUCCCCAAGAAUGAAAAGCCAGCUUCAACUGAAGCAAAGAACGGGGAUGAUAGCAGGGAUGGAGAGGAUGAUGGGUGUGAUCCUUCAACGUCCUCUACUUCUAAGAGUGAAGAUCUGCUCAGAAUGCCCAAAGAGCUGGCAGAGAUAGAGUACAUGGAGAGCCUUUAUAUGAAAAGCAGUAUAUCAGCAUUGCGUGUUUUGAAGGAAAUUCGGAGCGGAAGCUCAACUGUUAGCGUUUUUUCAUUGCCUCCAUUGCAAAUAAGCGGGUUGGACAAGACGUGGAAAAAGAUUCCUGUUCUCGAACAAGCAGCUAAAUAGAUUGAAUUUUGUAAUAAUGGAAUUGUACUAGUCUGCCCCGUGUUAUUUUGUUUCGUUCUUUUACAUUUACAUUCCAUGGUACGAUAAUGCAAAUCUUAGAUACUAACACCUGUAAAUGCUAUAUUGAAGAUACAGCGAAUUAGUAUAAGCAUAAAUUUUUGUUUAUUAAUAUCAAUGGGCUCUUUUUCUUCA
Messenger RNA from Theobroma umbraticum, 1299 nucleotides. It is a transcript of the gene SPX2, whose product is annotated as SPX domain-containing protein 2 (SPX2). Gene Ontology annotation, biological process: cellular response to phosphate starvation. The record is from RefSeq and is a predicted model, not a curated record. Lineage: Eukaryota; Viridiplantae; Streptophyta; Magnoliopsida; Malvales; Malvaceae.